Molecule: messenger RNA, 3160 nt
Organism: Acipenser ruthenus (sterlet)
Lineage: Eukaryota; Metazoa; Chordata; Actinopteri; Acipenseriformes; Acipenseridae
Product: bridging integrator 2
Exons: 11
Coding region: 608-2275 (555 amino acids)
Biological process (GO): plasma membrane tubulation; podosome assembly; phagocytosis, engulfment
Cellular component (GO): plasma membrane; phagocytic cup; cytoplasm
Molecular function (GO): protein binding; phospholipid binding
Source: RefSeq, a predicted model, not a curated record
UUUGAAUUGUACCAAUAUAUUUAUUCAGCGAGAUGUCCAAGUGAAUUAAAAGACACAGAAAAAUAACCUGCUGAUUUGUCAGCCAUACCGCGAAUAAAAGGAACUGGGAAAUAAAUAAUGAACUCCAGCUGAACACAGUUGUAAAGAUAAUUUAGCAGCGGUCUCCGGAGCACAUGAAAAAUCAACACAUUCAAUAAUUAAACAUGCAUACCUACGUUAGUUGAAAGAACAAUCUGUUAUCGUGUUUUGCGAUCUGCAAACCGCCAGGUUACCUCACCUCCCGCAGGACUGUCUGCCAGGUGGUUUUUAAAACUCAACCGACGACUCUGUGUAUUACAGUAAAACGACUUUAGUCAUUUUAAAUGUUUACUUCCUUUUAAAAAAAAUUGCGCAAUAAGUCAUUUCUUGUCUUUAAGCUUCACCCGGCGAUCGCUUGUGCUCGUCGUUAUAAUGAACGCCGCUCCACUGUAAGCCUUCAUUCAAACACACGUACUACAGCUGGGCUGGAUAAUUCACACGCUGUGUGCGACUCGGAGUCGAGAGAAAAGGGUAAGAGAGAGAGAAAAAGCGAGGGAGGGAGGCAGAGGAAGACGAGCAGACUGGAAACAUGGCCGAGAAUAAGACGGGCGCGGGAGCGGGGCUCUUUGCCAAACGAGUCCAGAAACAACUGAGCCGAGGCCGGGAGAAGGUCCUGCAGAAGCUGGGGAAGACCGUCGAGACAAAGGACGAGCAGUUUGAGCAGUGCUCCCAGAGCUUCAUCAAACAGCAGAAUGAAGGCAGCAGGCUGCUCAAGGAUUUAAAGUCUUACUACAGCGCUGUGAAAGGGAUGCACGAUGCCUCCAAGAGGCUGUCCGAGUCCCUGCAGGAGGUGUACGAGACGGACUGGGAGGGCAAACCCGAGCACAAGACCAUCAUGGAGAGCGAUGACCUCCUGUGGAAUGACUUUGAGGAGAAGCUGGCUGACCAGGCAGUGCGCACCAUGGAGACCUACGUGAGCCAGUUCCCCGAGGUCAAGGAGCGUGUCGCGAAGCGCGGCAGGAAGCUGGUGGACUACGACAGCGCCCGGCACCACCUGGAGGCGCUCCAGAACAGCAAGAAGAAAGACGAGGCCAAACUCAGCAAGGCAGAGGAGGAGUUCAAUAAGGCGCAGAGCGUGUUUGAGGAGAUCAAUACUGAGCUGAGGGAGGAGCUGCCAGCACUCUAUCACAGUCGGAUUGGAUGCUACGUGACGGUUUUUCAGAACAUUUCGAACCUGAGGGAUAUUUUCUACAAAGAGAUGAGUAAGCUGAACCAUGACCUGUACGAUGUGAUGACCAAGCUUGAGAUGCAGCAUUCUGACAAGGUCUUCAUCAUCAAGGGAGUAUCCAGUAACAGAGGUUCUGUGAUGAUCUCGUCUCCGAUCCGUCCCGCAAACCCGUCCACCUCCUCUGAGGUCAGUCCGGACCAGAGCCAGAACCAGAACGGGCAGGACUCUGUCUCCUCCAGCACAGAGGAGCAGAACCAAGGCAAUGAAACCACCGAGCCCACGGAGACAAGAGAGCCCGGCGCUGAUCAACCCAGUGAAGCCACAGCUCCCAGCGAGACUGGAACCAGUGAAGCCACAGCUCCCAGCGAGACUGGAACCAGUGAAGCCACAGCUCCCAGCGAGACUGGAACCAGUGAAGCCACAGCUCCCAGCGAGACUGGAACCAGUGAAGCCACAGCUCCCAGUGAGACUGGAACCAGCGAAACCACAGCUUCCAGUGAGACUGGAACCAGCGAAGCCACAGCUCCCAGUGAGACUGGAACCAACGAAACCACAGCUCCCAGUGAGAAUGGAACCAGCGAAACCACCGUAUCCACUGAGCCUGGAUCUAGCGAAACCACAGCUUCCCUAGAGACUGAACCCAUUGAGGUCACAGCCUCCAGCUCAGCCGACCCCCUGAAUGAGAACGCAGCCCCCCCUGAUGAGUCUCGACUCAGCGAGGCCACCCCCACGCACCCAGGGGAUGGUGCAGACACCCCACCCAGUGAGGAGCCGCCUGCCUCCGUGCCUCCGGUCUCCAACCCUGCCUCGGAGAGCCUUGAUACCCAGGAACAGCCUCCAGAGGCUGGGCAGAGUCCCCCAGUCUCCCCUGAGGAGAGUGAGGAAGGAGGGGAGGACGAGGCUCAGUCUGGCUCUGAACCACGGCAGAGUUCAGGGGCUGUGGAGGGAGACGGGGCCAAAGAGGAGAGGGAGGAGGAGGAGGAGACCGAGGGAGGCGGGGGGGCUGUCUCCGGAGAGCAAGAGAGUUGAGGUAGAAAGAAAACAACGGCUUCCUCCUCCUCCUCCUCGCUCACAUCAUGAACUAACUAACAGUGCGCUCUCCAGACCGCACUGCUCACACAUGCACGCAUGCAGACACACACGCACACCUCUGCUCAGGCCCUGAGCUAACCCCCCGGCUUCUCAAAGCUCCCCCUUUCCCCUGUGCGUUCAGCCAGACUCCACGCAGCUUGGUUUCAGCUUGCUUGACGCCUAAACUCACCCGAGCGUGGCAGCAUCAAACUGCGUGGAGAAAGAGCACUCCACACAGUGCAGUGUAGUGUAGGUAAGAGGUAACUCAGGAUCUGAGAGCCAGCCAAUUCAAUACAGUCUAGUAUAGAGAACUCAGUGCUGUACUGGGGAUCCGAGAGCCAGCCAAUUCAAUACAGUCUAGUAUAGAGAACUCAGUGCUGUACUGGGGAUCUGAGAGUCAGCCAAUUCAAUACAGUCUAGUAUAGAGAACUCAGUGCUGUACUGGGGAUCUGACAGCCAGCUAAUUCAAUACAGUCUAGUAUAGAGAACUCAUUGCUGGAGAUCUGAGAGCCAGCUAAUUCAAUAGUCUAGUAUAGAGAACUCAGUGCUGUCCUGGGGAUCUGAGAGCCAGCUAAUUCAAUACAGUCUAGUGUAGAGAACUCAGUGCUGUACUGGGGAUCUGAGAGCAGCUAAUUCAAUACAGUCUAGUGUAGAGAACGCAGUGCUGUACUGGGGAUCUGAGAGCCAGCAUGUUGAUGCAAUUUAGUGUAUAAAAUGUGGUACUAUUAUCAAACUGUGAUUUUUAUGUUUAAAGUUCAGCUUUUGUAACACAAAUUUUUAAACAUACUUUUUUUAUAUACAGUAUAAAUGUAUGAAAAAAUAAAAUACAACUGUAAUACCUGG